AUGUUUGUGCUUCAGGAACCCCAGAAGCUGCAGAUUCUGUAUGAAUCCUUGGAAAAGAGCAUCCCUGAGUCCACCAAGGUAUAUGGUGCUAUUUUCAACAUUAAAAAUAAAAACCCAUUCAACAUGGAGGUGCUGGUGGAUGCCUGGCCAGAUUAUCAGAUAGUCAUUACACGACCUCAGAAAGAGGAGAUGAAGGAUGAUCUGGAUUAUUACACCAACACUUACCACAUCUUCACCAAAGCUCCUGACAAGUUAGAGGAAGUCCUGGCAUGCCCCCAGGUUAUCAAUUGGGAACAAGCCUUCCCGAUCCAAGGUUGCCAAGAGAGCUUGGGUCAGGCAAUACGAAAAGUUUCAGCUUCAAAAUCAGUGCAGGUGGAUUACAUGAAGACCAUGCUCUUUAUGGCAGAAAAACCAGUGAAACUCAAGACAUCAGUUGAUGACAAGCUGGAUUGGAUGAAGUUAUUUAAAAUGCCUAACAUGGAGGAAGACAGAAGGGAAGGAAACUUUACGAACAUCUUCUUGGAUGUCUCACAUGCACAGCUUGUAAAUGAGCACUGGGACUUUGGAAAAAAUGAGAGAAGUUUGAAAUAUAUUGAGCACUGUCUCCAGAAUUUUCCAGGAUUAGGUGUGCUGGGUCCAGAGGGGCACCAAAUCUCUUGGAUUGUGAUGGAACAGUCCUGUGAGUUGAGAAUGGGUUACACUGUGCCAAAAUAUCGAGGCCAGGGCAACAUGUUUCAAAUAGGUUAUCACUAUGCAAAUUAUCUUGCUCAGAAAAAUAUGCCAUUUUAUUUACAUGUGGCAGAAGGGAAAGAAACACUUCAAGAGGCAGUAGGAAGUUUUGGGUGGAAGGUUUGUCUUUGUGGCUGGCAUCAGUGGAAAUGCACCCCAGAGAAGUACUGCUGA
Molecule: messenger RNA, 903 nt
Organism: Vicugna pacos (alpaca)
Lineage: Eukaryota; Metazoa; Chordata; Mammalia; Artiodactyla; Camelidae
Gene: GLYATL2
Product: glycine-N-acyltransferase like 2
Cellular component (GO): mitochondrion
Molecular function (GO): glycine N-acyltransferase activity
Source: RefSeq, a predicted model, not a curated record